AGUGCUGCUGCUGCUACGUCGCGAGCCAGCCGCUUAGUUGGUUGAGCGCAGUUACUCCGUGCCCUGCUCACUUAGCCGUCACUGUUCGCUGCGCGGCUGACAACGCGAGUCAGCGAGUCCUACGACCUCGCACUCGUUAUGCCGCUUCUCUGACCAGCCAACCUAACGCACGACCAUUCCCUAUCAUCACUCGAGAGAACAAGAGAUGUGCGACGACCUCGCUGCCUGAUGUGAGUGUGCAUUUAAUCCAACUAAUCCAACGAAUCAACAGCUAUGGAGAACGCAAUAGUGACAAGAAAGGAGCCGGCAAACGGUCAAGCCGUCCUAAUGCCGCAUAUAAUCAAAUUGCCAGCUGUCAAUAUCGAGUUCAACGAUCUCACAUAUACCGUGCCCACGGGCAGAAAGGGUUCAAAGAUGAUUUUAAGGGGUGUCAGUGGUCAAUUCAAGUCCGGCGAAUUAACGGCAAUACUUGGACCAUCGGGAGCUGGAAAGUCAACGCUUCUCAAUGUUCUAGCCGGAUACAAAUGCGAGAACGCCGCAGGUCUGAUCAACGUGAACGGGCAGCCAAGAGACUUAAAGGAUUUUCGCCGAUCUUCGUGCUACAUAAUGCAAGAAGAUCUCGUGCAGCCGAAGCUCACAGUUCUCGAGGCUAUGCGCUUUGCUGCCGAUCUGAAGCUCGGCAGUCACAGCACGCCCGAGACUCGCUUCGCUAUCGUUUGCGAGAUAUUGGAAACACUGAGGCUGAACACAGCGAGAGAUACUGUGACCGAGAGAUUAUCCGGUGGCGAGAGGAAGCGCUUGUCCAUAGCGUUAGAGCUCGUCAACAAUCCGCCAGUUAUAUUCCUGGAUGAACCUACGACUGGUCUCGACGAGAUGUCGUCAGUACAGUGUAUAGAUCUGUUGCAAAGGGUGGCAUUGAACGGACGAACCGUCAUCUGUUCCAUUCACACGCCAAGUGCCAGUAUAUUCGCCAAAUUUCAUCAUGUGUACGUUGUCGCUGCCGGCCAGUGCGCGUACCGCGGACCAGUCAGCGAUGUCGUUCCUUUUCUCGGUCACAUCGGUAUCGAGUGCCCCAAACAUUAUAAUCCAGCUGAUUUUGUUGUUGAAAUAUCGUCUGGAGAAUACGGUCAAGAGCUCGUCGACAGAAUGGUUUCGAAAAUCGAUGCAAGAUCGCCUAUUGUGCCAAUCACGUCGACGGCCAGUCACGGGCAGAAAAUUUCGAAAGAGAUGGUGAAGGUCUCGUCGUGGGACCAAUUCACCACUCUGUUCCGACGAAAAAUGCUUCAAUUUUAUCGCGACCGGAACUAUAUGUACCUAAAAAUCUCGCUACACAUCUUUCUUGGCUUCAUUAUCGGUGGUCUGUUCCUCGACAUCGGCAACGACGGCUCGAAGACUCUGUUCAACUUCGGCUUCUGUUUUACAUGUCUCAUCGUUUUCCUCUACAUCCCAAUGCUGCCCGUGCUGCUGCACUUUCCCCAGGAAGUACAGCUGGUCAAGCGCGAACAUUUUAAUCGCUGGUACGACCUCGGGCCUUACUUCUGCGCCCUAACUAUCUCCAACAUUCCCGCACAGCUUAUUUUAUGCAUUUUCUAUAUAAGUAUGGUCUACACAAUUACUAGUCAACCUAUGGAGUUGUAUCGUUAUGGAAUGUUCGUUAGUACCUGCAUGGUCUGUUCUCUUAUUGCUGAAAGUAUGGGUCUGGCUAUUGCAAGCACAUUGAGUAUUGUGAACGGAAUGUUCGUGGGACCAGCAAUGUCGGUGCCGUUGAUGCUGUUCGCCGUACAAGGCAUUGGUGACGUGACUCCUCUGCCGAUUUAUCGUCAGAUUGUAAUGUACAUCAGUUACAUACGUUAUGGCCUAGAAGGUCUCAUCGUCGCAACUUAUGGCUAUAAUCGGCCAAAAUUGCCUUGUCCAGAAGAUGAAAUGGAUUACUGUCACUACGCUGUGCCACGACAACUUCUCCGAGCUAUGGGCAUGGAAAGUAUUACCUUUUGGGUUGACUUUGUUGCUCUUCUCGUCAUUCUACUUAUCUUCAGGAGUCUCACCUACUACUUACUUAGGCAACGCUUGAAACCAAACAAAACAUUUAGAGCGCUUAAUCUUGUUGGCCGAUUGGUGAAAAAUCACUUUAUGAAUUAAAAAAAUAAAAAUUGUUGUAGUUGAUUUUUACAAUCGGGAAUAACGUGUAAAUUAAAUAGUAGAUGUUAAUUAGUCAUGUAAUUGUAAAUUUGUAAUUUAUGAAUUGAGUGUUACAUUGUAAAUAUUUUUCAGAAUAGAUUAUUAGUGGUUACAUUUUUUAUAAAUAACUUUGGCUUACUGUUAUACGACUUUUUUCAUUUUAUACGGAACAAAGUAAAGUGAAAAAUUAAUUUUA
Messenger RNA from Phymastichus coffea, 2374 nucleotides. RefSeq names its product ATP-binding cassette sub-family G member 1-like. Bases 274 to 2139 code for a protein of 621 amino acids. The transcript is spliced from 12 exons. Gene Ontology annotation, molecular function: ATP hydrolysis activity; ATP binding; ABC-type transporter activity. Lineage: Eukaryota; Metazoa; Arthropoda; Insecta; Hymenoptera; Eulophidae. The record is from RefSeq and is a predicted model, not a curated record. Gene Ontology annotation, cellular component: plasma membrane.